Messenger RNA from Macrosiphum euphorbiae (potato aphid), 585 nucleotides. NCBI's taxonomy places the organism in Eukaryota, Metazoa, Arthropoda, Insecta, Hemiptera, Aphididae. The record is from the annotation of a GenBank genome assembly.
AUGAAAAAUACUAUAAACGAUGUACAAAGUGCCGAAAGUAAUGUUUCGAACUCUGUAAAAUUAUCUCAAAUGACAACCCCUAAAAAUUUGAAAGUAUCGCAAAAAAAACGGACGCCUGGAUCAUCAAAAUUUCAUGAAAAUGAAGAUAGAACUCAAGAGGUUUUCGAAAUGAUGAAAUCUAUAAAUGAAAGUCGCACAGAACGCAGCCAAAUUGAUGAUUUUGACGCGUUUGGUGAUGUAGUGGCACGCAAAGUACGCGGUCUUCGUACGCAUUAUGCACAAUGCACAAUUCAACAUUUAAUUAAUAAUCUUUUAUACGACGGCGAGUUGGGAAAGUAUGAUUUUCCGCCACAAACAUUCGAAGUUCCUACAAACUACAACAACUAUAUCGGUGGAUCUGCUGCAGCUUCGACCUCUAGUAUUCAGACUGUGACAUCUGCGGCUAACGGAAACUACUAUCACGAUGAAUCUUCAUCUGCGUCAACAAUUCCCUGCUCUAAUCCUCCAAGUGUCCAAAAUUUGACCGAUCCAACUGUAGAAGUAGAACUAUGGGGAAUGGAAGAGGAAAUCCAUUUUAAUAAAUGA